Amoebophrya sp. A120 is the source of this 8178-nucleotide messenger RNA. Lineage: Eukaryota; Dinophyceae; Syndiniales; Amoebophryaceae. The record is from the annotation of a GenBank genome assembly.
UUACUCGGAAAGGCGCUGAAGAGCAAGGAGAAAACUCCCACGGACGCGACGAUUCCAGAAGACGGCGCCAGUACCGUGGCAGGAGAUCAAGGUGGUGCAGCGGCCACUGCGCCCAGCGAGGCAACAACCACCUCGCUGCUCGGCGCCGGGAAGAAAAGUAUCAAGAACAUGUCGGCGAAGAACUUCAUUCGCGCCGCGACGAGCAAGAAUCUGAUCGAAAACAAAGACGCCGCGGGCAGUACGGCAACUUCCGCCGCGGCUAAAGAGAGCAAGCUGCAAGCCCCGCCGGAAGUGGAAAUUCCGGGGUCCGAGGUGCCCUCCUCGUUCACCGUGUCACCGAUCCACGCGGAGAAGCAGAAAAGGGCGAACCCGCUGCUGGAAAAACUGGAGACCGAAAAGCCGAACGUGCCGUUCGAGCAGAAGAUGAAUCUGUUCACGAGUUGCGUGGUCAAGGGCGAGUGCUUGUCGGCCACACUGCUCGAGCCGGAGUGGGUGCAGUUUGCGGACAUGUACUUCCCGCUGAUCUGCGAGAUCUUCGAGGCGUACAUGGAUUUUCCCAUUCUGCCCGUCCUUCCCCCCGAAGCCUCGUCCGCGGCGGCCAAGUACGAGCAGCUACGGCUGCAAGAGGAGCAGGAGCGGAAGAAGGCAGACGAACUCGCGAAGAAGCUCAAGGCCGCCCGGAGCAAGAAAGGCAUCGAAGGGGAUGGUGCAGCAGGAGCAGAGACAAAAGCAGAGGCGAAGCCAGUCGAGCAGCCGCCGCCGGACGAGGAGGGCUUUCUCCGGGGUGGGGGUGAUGAAGUAAACACGCGCGACGUCGCGCGGUUCGUGUCCUUCAAGAACACGAGCAACGACGGCUUGAAUUCCCGUCCCGGGCACAUGUCGCUGGCUGCCUUCGCCGGGUUUUGCGUUGAUUUCCGCUUAGUGCCCAACUUGAUCGAUUGGCACCUGCUCGAGUGGAUUUACAAAACGGCGGAGCUCUGCGAGGUCGUGGACGCGGAGCACGCGUUCCUUCCCCACAAAGAGCAGCAGCGGAAAAACACGACCCCUUUCUCGAACGGCCAGCACGUCGCGCUCACCGAGGACAUGCAGCGGGCCGGGCCGCUGCAGUUCGGGGGCUUUGAGAGCGACGAACUUCCGCUGUACCCGGAGCACGUCGGGUCCGUCAUCGACGCGAAGGGCGAGUACAUCCGCGUCCGUUCCCUCGCGGAUUCGAACCUCACAGGGUACUACCACUACACCAUUCUCCGCGUCGUGCUCAUGGAGCAAGUGACGUUUCCCCCACCGGUGGUCACCGACCAGAAAAACGGACUUGCGGGAGCGGACGGCGGGGACAAUGAGGCUGGUGGCAAGAGCGGGAACAACAAAACGCUUCUUUCCAGCUCGUCCUCGAGUGCCCUGGGCGCCGCAACGGUCUCGGAUGGCAUGACUCAGCACAGCAAUUCGACCUUGCUGACCAACAAGUCCGGGCUGUCCGCGAGUUCGCCGGCGAAAACUACGUCAAACGCCAUGAAAGGUCCAGUCGGAGGCCAACUUCAAUCCCAGCAGCAGCAACUCACUUCUUCUAGCCCGUCGAAGCACAAAAAGAGCCCGAAAAAACAUCACCAUGGCGAGAAGAAACAGCAGAAAACAUCAGACGAGCUUGAUGACAUUGAUCUGCCGGCGUUCUUGCAGAUGGCAAACCCCGGCAAUUCCCCAAACGAGGUGGAGCGCGCGGCGUGGUGGAUGCUCGAGGCCAUCGACGAGUGGAUUUCGGUGAAAACCAUGAAGCCACGGAAGAUUUUUUGGGUUUACCGGGACCCGCUAACAUUAAAUGAGUUUUACGACGGGCUCAGUUUUCUGCGCAUGCGCAACUUGCCCAAGCGGCAGGACUUUUGCAACCACAUUGCACCGUGCCUCCACCCGUCCUGCGCGGCGGAAUUCCCGCUCAAGAUCUUCGACUCCCUAUCCUGAGUAAAAACAUCCCCAUCCCAUAGUUGUCGUGCAGAUUUGCGACUACAUGAAGAUUUGUAAUGCGCAUCUCCAUGAGAGGCAUUUUCAGUCGCGUUUUGGACUUUGUAAUGCUGUAAACAGGAUGAACAGAUGGAUUUGUGAUGCGGUUGCCCUUCUUGCUAACAUGCACUACACUCCGGACUGCAACUUCUCAUGCGUGGCUUCCAAAGUAUGCGGAUUUGUCUUGCUAGGUUCCCAACUUGACUAUGGGGUGGGGACGUUUUUACAUAGAAUACUCCCUGAUGCACCGCGUGCGGCUCAUCCAGCAGCGGCUGAACAAAACGAACCCGUUUUUCACGCACUGCAUCUGGGCGGGGGACAUCACCAAGGCGCUGCCCAGUCCGGUGGAGCGGGUCGCGCAGACGCUGUUUUUCGGCAUGCUGGACAAAUUCGAGUCCCUCUGCAAAAUCCCGAAGAAGAAAAACGAACCCUUGUACAAACCCGAGACGGCGGUUUUUGACUUCUGGAACGCGCACGUCAACCACGGUGCGGUGAAAAAGGAGUUCGUUUCGCCGCGGGAAUUUUACGACGCCAUUAUCUCCUUCGGACUGCGGUACUACGUGCAGAGCGAGGGGCAGAUGGAACUGAUUCUCUGGCGGGUGUUGAACCUGACCAAGGGCGCGGACGAAGAAAUCCAAAUGACGCUGCCCAUGCUGCAGAAGGUGCUGAAGGACGCAGCGUACGCACGAGACGUCAGCACUCGGAAGGCGGUACUUUUGUUUUUCAUCACUGCUCUGUGUAAAAAUCAACUCGCGGAGAUUUCACAGCUUUAAGCUUAGAGAAAAUUUCAUUUCAACUCCUCGUCGAUUCUUCUUCUUGUCGGUUCUUGGAAAAAUGAUCUGUGCCACCAUGAACAAAAUCUUCACGACUCACCGCAAAUGAAUGUCAAAAAAUCGCACUUUGUCAGGAACAAGACAAGCAGUUUUUGGAAGAUCACCCGCUGACCGCCAUGCCCGCGUUUUCAAGUGCCGACUUGCGGCAGUUUGUGACACUUUGCGAGCGGAUUAACGAGCCGAAGAUCUCCGUGUCCAAAUCCAUGGUGGUCUUUGACGCCUACGUAUCAUGAGGAACAUUCCCCCCUCCACGUCUGAUGCUGGAUUUGUGUAUGGAAAUUGUCCUCCUCCAGCUCCAGCAUGGCCAUGGGAGGCAUGAGCUUCAGGGUGCAUAGUGUGGUUGCGUUUCAACCGGCACAGACGUUGGGACGGGCGGGGACUUCUCAUUUUCAUACUGUGCCUUCUUGGAAUGCUUGUGCAAGAUCGGCAUCUGGUACUUGCAAUUCGAAUGCGAGGGACUCCAGCAGAAAAUGUACUCCAAGCCGACCUACCUGAUCGAGUACUUGGCGUUCCAAUACAAGCUCAGGCGGCAGGAAAUGGGGUAAAUUCGCCUUUUGCAUGGCUGUAAGAAAGAAGCAUAAAGAACUGCUAUCUAGUUCAACAUAUUGCGGGUAGAACAAAAAUCAUGUGUCGUUUCUGACUCUCUGACUUUGUCUAUACUUGAACAAGAAAUCAAACUCAAACUACUUGAGGUCUAUCACGCUGGAUAUGUAUGGCGACAAGCAGGCGAAUUCUGAUGCGGAAAUGGCGUUGACGGAUGACGAGACCGAGUUGAUCGAGAGCAAAAAACGCGAAGCGCGCCUGCGUGCGAUGAUGGUAUGCGAGGAGAAAACUUCUGUGUAAGUGUAAGUCUGUAAUGCAAAGCACGCAAGACAGUUACACUUGUUAUGCUGGCCAGCCAUGAAGUCGCUUUUUAUAAUUGCUUUUCACGUACUUUGCUAGCUUUGCAUGAUAGGCUUUCUCUGUCAUGGGCGGCAUAUUUGUCAUGCUGACACUGCAAGAGUCCUACACUAAGACACUUUUUUUCUUGGAUAGAUGGCCAGUGAGGACGACAACGUCGACCCUGCCCAGGCCGAGAAACUUUUGAAAGCCUCCGGCAUCAACCCCGCCUCCCCCGGGAGCAAGCAGGCCUCGCCCAAGGCAGGGGACCGCCAACGAAGCAACAGCCCCAAUCCAAAGAGCCCUGCGGGAAAGGAAUCCACCAAAGGAGUAUCAAAGCAGACAGACACUCAGGAGCAGCUGGGCGUGAACGGGUGGGAAGUGUUGCGCAGCAGCGUGGAAACUAAGUUACAACUGUUGAAACGCCAGAGCUCGCCGACGGAAAAGCAGAUUGCGCAGACCGACGUCCUGCACUGGCGGCGGACCGAGUACCUGCCGCCGUUUAAGCGGCUGCUCCGGAAGCAAAUUUUCUUCAACAGCUACCCCCUUCCGCAGAAAGCGACCGACAUCACGGACUUCUUCCGGGAGCGCCAACUCGGCAUCAUGGAGCCCCAGCGGCGCGCGGAACUGCAGUCGCAAGCGGAACAGCACGGGAUGGACAAACUGAAGGACAGUAUCGAACUCGAACGCGCCCUGAACGACGCCCAGAAGGGAAUCUACGCGCGCGACCAGGGAGGCGCCAGCUCCACGAAUCUCGGUGGCUCCGCGGUUGCUGCAGCUGCACAGCCGAAGGCUGCAGGCGUAGUGGCGGCGGAACAAGCGAAUGGCAAGGCGAACCACGGCGACGUGAACAAUUCUGACGAGCAGGAGGCUGCGGAGAAGUCCGUGCAGAAGAAACGGCAAUUAUUGCAGAACAAGAGCGAACGCACCUCGUUGCAGGUGCUGAUUCAGGUGGCCACCCAGAAGUAUGAGGCGCAAACGCGGCCGACCUGCCCGGUGUGCCAGACGGAGAAGGAGCGGAACUGGGGGUUUUCCUACUGCUACCGGUGCAGCCAGGUCCCGUGGAUUUUCUGGAACCGGGAGGACAAACCGUGGAUCCGCCGCCUGGUUGGCGACUUCCCCGCCUACGACCGGGAAACCACCGUUCGCGUCGCGGAGCAGCUUGCCUUCGAAACCGAGGCGGCCCAAAGAAAAACCAAGAAGAAAGACGCGGGGCGCAGCGAAAAUAAGGAGGAGGGCGGAGAGGGAGGCGGAAAUGACGCCGCGAGUACCGAAAAGAAGACGCCGGGUGAGACUACGGGCAAUGCGGAGGAAAAUUCCAGUAGUAAACCUCCAGGCGCUCCUGUCGUGGACAGCGGCACAAGUGCUGCUCCUGCUACGCACUAACAAAAUACAUGUAAACUACCUAUGACUCUGAACAUGAUUUCCGUCCCGGAACGAGAACCUGCGCGACUCGUGUCCUCGAUGACAGGCACUAAGAAAGGACUUUUGAUAUUGCUUUUGAUCAAUUGCUACUGAACUGUUUCGCAAUUUUUGUUUCACACAUAGUUACAACCAUAACGGGGGGUCUACUCAUCGGCUUCAGAACUUUUUGAAAACUUUUCGAAAACUUUUGAAAACAGAGAAAAGCGAUGACGCGAAACCACCAAGGUCCGACGCCCUUUUUUGGCGGCGUGCCGUCGUGUUUCGUGGUCAUAUAUGCUGACCGAUAAAAGGCGCGCGCGCUGCCGUCGGUCACACGUGAGCCACGGGCGGAAUACUCUCCGCAGACUUGUAAUCUCUUGCGCGCUUGAACAGCGUCGCGCGCCGCCCAAACAGGGCCGCGUCCUUGAUAUAUGUAUUCACGCAUGACAAGGCUUUGAUCCACCCCUUCGCGUUUCGCCUAGGGACAAACGCACUCGGUUGGCCGUGCUGUUUAUUUGACCGCGGGACAAACGCACUUGGGUGGCCACCCCCCCACCCGGGGCCAGCCCUCCUCCUUUUCGCCUGGCAGGGUCUAGGGUUUAGGGCUUGGCCCUCCUCCUUUUCGCAGGGCUUGGGUUUUGGUUUAGGGUUUGGGGCUUAGGGCCUAGGGCCUCGGUUCUCAGGCGCAGCGCGCCGGCCUUGAGAGGCGUGUCUGGAGAGGUCCAGGGGGUGCGCCCCUGCGCCGCGUUGCGUACGUUUGUAAACUCCACAAGAAAAAGCGGCGCAGCCGAAGAAGCAAGCUCUGACUUCUGUUACCUUUUUGGCGCCUGUGCUGACCCCAGGCACGGCGGCACGCCGCCAGAAAGGAGCGAGAAUGCUGAGUCUUCAAAAAGUACAAAAGAAGCGCUACCCAGACACGAAGCAGGGUGGCACUGCCUGCGAAAUAGGCAAAGCUCACGGCUCAGGUUUUGUAGUCUUUUUGGCGCCGUGCCGUCGCGUUUCGUGGUCAUAUACGCUGACCGAUAAAAGGCGCGCGCGCUGCCGUCGGUCACACGUGAAUCGCGGGCGGAAUCCCCUCAGCAGAUUUUUAAUUUAUUACGCGUUUGAACGGCGUGCCGUCCUGUUUCGUGAUAGGUUUGGACCCCGGAGCCGGGGCGAAAAGUUGUAUACUUUACAUGCGACGAAUAACGUGGGCGGUAACGUUAUCCACGGCGGCACCGCGUAGGCAAAAAAGCGCGCUUUUUCAACUUUUGCUCGAAUUCUGAGGCAAAACACGACCUGAGCGCCCAUUUUGAAAAGUUUUUUUUUUGCACUUUUGGGCUAUAUGUGAAAAACCAAAACCGAUGGCAUGAUGCCGCUUUUCUGGUCCUCGAAAAAACGAAUCCCGAGCUAAUUCCCGAAAAAAAAAACUUUUAAAAAACUUUUUAAAAACUUUCUUUUGGGGCACCAAAAUCGUGCCGGUUUCAAGCAGAAUCCGCCGCGGGGAGCUUCAAGAAGGGAGGCCAGAAAAAAAGUUUUUUCGGGGUUUUUUCGGGCUCGUUUCGGGCUCACCGAAAUAGCACAGCAAAAAAGUCGCACUUUUUGGCCUCCGCCGUACCACCGUGCCAAAGUCAGCAUUGCUCCAGCGCCGAUGGUAUGCUGGUGGUGUUUUUUUGUUAUGUUUUGCCAAUGCCGGCGCUUUUGCGUCUGAGUCAAGCUUUUGGGUUUUUUGGUAGUGCAAAUAGCUUGGGCGAUGACGGAAAAGCUAGAAGUUGAGUUUAGUGCUAGACUCUGGAAGAGCUGGAGUCGGAGUAUGAUACUGGAUCACGGGGCAUCGCUACACUUAUUUCUCGGCUUGAUUUCGUGAUCAUAGGUUUGGACCCGGAGCCGGGGUGGGCAACUGUAUACUUUUUUACAUGCGAAGAAUACCGCUGGCGGUAGCAUUAUCUAUGCACGGCGGCGCGGCGUAGGGUAAAACGCGCGAGCUCUCGACUUUUGCUCAAAUUCUGAGGCAAGGCGCGACCUUUGCGCCCAUUUCAAAAAGUUUGCUUUGCGCUUUUUCGCUAUAUCUGGAAAAUCAGAAGAAACCGACAGCAUGGCGCCACUUUCCUGACCUUCAAAAAAAAACUCCCGAGCUGAUUCUGGAAAAAAAAACUGCUGGAAAACUUUCCAAAAGCUUGCACAUGGGGCACCAAAACGGUGCCGGAUUCAAGCAGAAGCAGCAGCGGGGAGCUUCGGGAAGGGCGGCCAGAUAAAAAGUUUUUUCGGGUUCGUUUCGGGCUCACCGAGGUAGCACUGUAAGAGCUUGCAUUUUUUGGCCUCCACCAUACCGCCGUGCCAAAAUCAGCACUGUUCCGGCGCCGCUGUUAAUUAUGUCGGUGGUGUUUUUUGUUAUGUUUCGCCAAUGCCGGCACUUUUGCGAUGGAGGGGGUUCGCUGAGUCAAGCUGUUGGGGUUUUUGAUGUUUGGUCUCCCUCUUUGAUACUACGAACAGAAAGCAAAUCUUUUCGGUCUUUUGCCUUGACCAGGAAGCCCGCCGGUGUUGCAGGCUGAGCCACCAAGCUCGGCGCUGCCUCAACCUUCUCAGGUUCGGGCGUUUUUCACUGCGGCGGAGUGCGCAAACUGGGCACCCACGAAAAGCGCGGGACCCCAUCGGUCACACUGGAACCGCGAUGGCAUGCUGGGGCUCGAUCUCGUGUUGGCCGUGCAGUCAUUGGCCACGAAGUUGCGCGGCAGCUUCUUUGACGAGCAGGCCGGCGGGAAAUUCAAAGUCUUCGAAAAGUUUUUGAAAAGUUCUGCAAAGUUUAGCACAGACCCCCCGUUAUGGUUGUAAGACUUGUACAACAAAUUUGACCUAGACAGACGAACUUCGAACUGCGUUUAUAUAUUACCGAUUUCGAAUGAACAAUUUGCCGUAACUAUUCUUGCUCUUUUAUCAUUGUCGGACAGGAUUUUUUCAGUUCCAAAAUUCGAAUUCCAAGAACGGCGAGUCUCUGUUUUGUGUUUUUGUCUAAGAAGCUUGCACUACAUUGUUUUCUUAUUUGUAAGAACACAUCUCUUUGGAAAUCAAUGUACCUAAAAUGUCUUGGAUGAUU